AAGGUAUAUAAGAUGGUGGGCCACUUUGCCCUCACAUCAGCCCCCCCAACAUGAAGCUCCUGAUCCUGACGUCGCUACUGGCGGCUGCCGCGGCCGCCCCCCAGGGCUACGGGCUCCCCGUGCCCUCCGGCCCUAAACUGAGCUCCUGCCGCGACGGCGAGGUCCUUCACGUAGAUGGCUCCUGCGUCGUUCCCGAUGUGACCCGCCACGUGUAUGUGUUCGCCGCGCCCCCGCAGCCCCCGUCGUACCAGCCGCCGCCCGCACUCCCCCCGCCCAAGAUCGACUACAACGUGGUGUUCAUCCGCUCGCCCGAGAAGCCACCGCGGCCCGACCCCAUCGUCGUCCCCCCCCCUAGCCAGAAGAGCGUCGUCUACGUCCUCAACAAGCAGUCCGAAGACGACGGCCCUCGCGUGAUCGAGGUCCCUGCGCCGCCGCCCAAGACCCCCGAGGUGUACUUCGUCAACUACGGACCCGAUGAGAACCCGACUCUCCCCGGGGGCGUCAACCUUGACGCUGCCCUCAGCGCCGCCGUCCAUUCGAGCGGCCAGGUGAUCGGCAGCGGCGCUGCCCUCGGCGGCGCUGGCGGCUUCGGCGGCGACGGCUUUGGAGAUGAUGGCUUCGGGGUCGCCUUCGGUGACGACGGCUUUGGAGGAGCCGGAUUCGGCUUUGGAGCUGGCGCCGGAGGCGCCGGAGGACCUGGCUUUGGAGCUGGCGCCGGAGGACCUGGCUUUGGAGCUGGCGCCGGAGGACCUGGCUUUGGAGCUGGCGCCGGAGGACCUGGUUUCGGAGCUGGCGCCGGAGGACCUGGAUUUGGUGCCGGAGGUGCAGGCCCAGUUGGCGCCGGAGGACCUGGCUUUGGAGCUGGCGCCGGAGGACCUGGCUUUGGAGCUGGCGCCGGAGGACCUGGCUUUGGAGCUGGCGCCGGAGGACCUGCCUUUGGAGCUGGCGCCGGAGGACCUGGCUUUGGUGCCGGAGGUGCUGGCCCAGCUGGUCUUGGAGCUGGCUUUGGAGCUGGUGCCGGUGGUCCUGGUUUCGGAGGUGGUGUUCCUCUUUCUGCUGCAGCAGGAGGUGGUCCCGGUUUCGGAGGUGGUGCAGGAGCUGGAGGCCCUGGAUUCGGAGCUGGCGCCGGAGGACCUGGCUUUGGUGCCGGAGGUGCUGGCCCAGCUGGUGCCGGAGGACCUGGCUUUGGAGCUGGCGCCGGAGGACCUGGCUUUGGUGCCGGAGGUGCUGGCCCAGCUGGUGCCGGAGGACCUGGCUUUGGAGCUGGCGCCGGAGGACCUGGCUUUGGAGCUGGUGCCGGAGGACCUGGUUUUGGUGCCGGAGGUGCUGGCCCAGCUGGUGCCGGAGGACCUGGCUUUGGAGCUGGCGCCGGAGGACCUGGUUUCGGAGGUGGUGCAGGAGCUGGAGGACCUGGCUUUGGAGCUGGCGCCGGAGGACCUGGCUUUGGAGCUGGUGCCGGAGGACCUGGCUUUGGAGCUGGUGCCGGUGGUCCUGGUUUCGGAGGUGGUGCAGGAGCUGGAGGCCCUGGAUUCGGAGCUGGCGCCGGAGGACCUGGCUUUGGUGCCGGAGGUGCUGGCCCAGCUGGUGCCGGAGGACCUGGCUUUGGAGCUGGCGCCGGAGGACCUGGUUUUGGAGCUGGUACCGGUGGUCCUGGUUUCGGAGGUGGUGUUCCUCUUACUGCUGCAGCAGGAGGUCCCGGUUUCGGCGGUGGUGCAGGAGCUGGAGGCCCUGGAUUCGGAGGUGCAGCUGGCGCCGGAGGCCCUGGAUUCGGAGGUGCAGCUGGCGCCGGAGGCCCUGGAUUCGGAGCUGGUGCCGGAGGCCCUGGAUUCGGAGGUGCAGCUGGUGCCGGAGCACCUGGAUAUCUCGCCAUCGUUCACCCGCCAGCUAGCCACGGGGCACCGUUUUUGACCAAGGCGGAGUCGACACGUGGCACUCAUUUCCAUGCUGUGACCUGGUACGCCCUGGUUCGGUCCCCGUGUCGUGGAGCUCAUGUUAGGUCGUGUAGCUCAUGUCAGGUCAUGGGGCUCAUGUCUUACUGGCCUCCGAAACAAGGACGAGGCAAUAGAGCCGGCCAAAGCGAAGGGGAAUUGUGUCGAUGGCUGUACUAG
Messenger RNA from Penaeus indicus, 2108 nucleotides. RefSeq names its product fibroin heavy chain-like. Bases 51 to 2108 code for a protein of 685 amino acids. The transcript is spliced from 6 exons. NCBI's taxonomy places the organism in Eukaryota, Metazoa, Arthropoda, Malacostraca, Decapoda, Penaeidae. The record is from RefSeq and is a predicted model, not a curated record.